GGGGCAUCUAGAGACGCUUGGUGAUUUCACUCCUUCACAAUCCAGGCCACAGGGGAGAUGACUGGCACAGCAACUGUCAUGUCCGUUUGGGUGCUUUUGUCAGUCGGCUGUGAUGCACUGACUUGUUAUGUCGAUGAUCUUUCACCUAGAGCUGUGGGAGACAGCCUUUGGUUCUGUGUUUUUCUCUCGACACGUCCAGCAAGAAAGAUGGUCUUCCAGAUCAAGGUAGAAGAAGCUGCUGAGCUUGAUUUGCAGGGGUCCAGAGAUUUUGCGUUGGAGAAUCUCUCUCAACCGCUUUACACGUGGGUCGCCACCUCACACACCGGCUCCUCUGAAGCCUUGGACUGCAGAAACGCCACAGACAUGGAGCUGAGAGGUCAUGACGUCAGUUGUCCUCAAAUCUAUGCCCAUGCAACAGCGGUAACUCAGCUCAGCAAUUUGGUGGUGAACCUUCGCGAGGGUCGGGUGUCCUCAUUCGCCUGGGACAACAGCUGCAGCGGCUGUUCACCCAGCAAAUGUUUGAAGAGCAGCCAGAGUUUGUCUGAGGAGAACUUCACCGAGGGCUCUCAAUUCUUUAGCAAAGGUACCUGUGGAGAGAGCGCUGACUUUUGCAUAGGCACACCGGCUGCAUGCAAUCUCAAGGUCUUCGUGACAUGGGCAGGGACCGACAAGCAUGGGAGGAACCUCGUGUCAGCGGGUUCUCGAUUGUCCAAGCUCGCAGGCCCAACCCUGUCAUCCUUCUACAACACGCUGAAGGAUGGUUACAGCCAAGCCUCGAAGGCACUUGGACAGUGAGUCGGACGCCCGCGACCAUCGACUUGGGACUUGUACAGUGCCUGUGUGGUAGAAAGUCUCAGAUGGCGAAGAAA
Cladocopium goreaui is the source of this 869-nucleotide messenger RNA. The record is from the annotation of a GenBank genome assembly. Lineage: Eukaryota; Dinophyceae; Suessiales; Symbiodiniaceae.